Messenger RNA from Pestalotiopsis fici W106-1, 1170 nucleotides. RefSeq lists its product as uncharacterized. The coding region runs from base 1 to 1170 and encodes 389 amino acids. The transcript is spliced from 9 exons. Lineage: Eukaryota; Fungi; Ascomycota; Sordariomycetes; Amphisphaeriales; Sporocadaceae. The record is from RefSeq and is a predicted model, not a curated record.
AUGAGCAGCGACCUAGGACUUGAGCGGAACUCUUCGUUCCUUACCGAAGUAUGGACGCUCUACGCCAUCGGAAUGACGAUUCUCGUCCUCCGUCUGGUGGUACGAUUGGUCUCGGUUGGCUGGCGUGGCCUUCGUGGUGACGAUGUCUUUGCCGCCAUUGUCAUGAUCAUGUACACAUGUGAUGCUGCAACUGUACACCUCGUCUACUUGCUAGGAUCCAACGUCGAGGCCGCCACAUAUCAGUUGACUCACACCCUGACCGAGGCUGAAAUCGCCCAAUUCGAACUCGGAUCCAGGCUGCAACUCACUGCAUGGUACUCAUACACUGCCCUCUUGUGGUGCUUGAAGGGCACUAUGUUGUGUUUCUUCCAGCGUAUGACAAUCGGUCUUUGGCAAGCCCGAUUGGUCAAGUACCUCAUGUAUGCCUGUGUAGUUUCUUAUCUUGCCGUAUUCUUCACGGUUACUUUUGGAUGCUUCCCGACCUACAAAAAUUGGCAGGUUACACCGGAUCCAGGACUCAAAUGCACCUUCAGGAUGCAAAAUUUCCUUGUUACCGUCGUGCUCAACGUUCUCACGGACGCUGCCAUUCUCUGUAUUCCACUUCCCUUGCUGUGGCAGCUCCAAGUCCCACUCAAGAAGAAGAUUGUCGUUGGUCUCUUGAUCUGUUCCGGUUUCUUCGUCAUUGCAGCAGCCAUCAUUCGAGUCGUACUCACUCUCGGUGCCAAUCCCAGUGGUACCAACAUCAACCGCUGGGGUGUGCGUGAGACCAUUGUCGGUAUCAUUGCAGUCAACAUUCCCAUCCUCCGCCCGCUAUUCAGAAAGACGUUCUGGUCCACCGGACAAAUCGCCUCAUCCGGCCAAGGCAAGUCCACGACUGGUGGACGAACCCAUACUCAAACAUAUCCUACCGGCCUGGGACCCUAUGAAAUGGCCAGCAGCGUGAAUGAGGGCAGCAUGGGUCGCAAGGACCGAGGCAGCUUUGGAGGCAGCGAGGAGUUCAUCAUUGACAAGGGCGACUCCAACAACUUGAAGCACACUGCCAAUGAUGUCGUUGUGCAAACAACCUACCACGUUAGGAGCGAGGAGGUUGCAUCUGAAAACGGCAAUGCAUGGAAAAACCAGGGAGCAACAUCCAAGGCAACUGCCUACAGAGGAGGUGAUGCUGUUUAA